This is a messenger RNA of Hepatospora eriocheir, 1485 nucleotides long. Lineage: Eukaryota; Fungi; Microsporidia; Hepatosporidae. The record is from the annotation of a GenBank genome assembly.
AUGCUUGACAUAGACAGACAAGAAAUAAUUAAUAAACAAAAGACCAUGAUGAAAGCUAUAUCGGAUAAAAACAAUGAAAACAUAAACGAAAAUGAUAUUGUUAAACAUUUACAAGACUGUCUUGUUACAUUGUUAUCAGAAUCUGAACGUAGUAAGUUUUUUCAGUUAAGCAAUACAAAGACUGCUAAAAUAUUCAAAAUAUCAUUAGAUUAUUUGAUAUAUGGUAGUAUUAAGAGAGAGGCAUAUGAAGAUGGACUCUCAAAACAUCUAAGUGAUAACAAGGAGCUUAGAGACAAGUUUUUUUCUUUUAGAAGCGGAGCACACUUUCUAACAAGACUGUACAACGAAAAAAGAUUUGAUUUGUUAGAAAAGUAUGAAAUUCAAGAUCUGGAAAAGAAGCUAGAAAAUUACUAUAAAAACAAGUCUAUUGAUUUUUAUUCAAUAAUACAUGAUUUUCUCUCUAAGAGAUUACCAGAAAAUUACAUGCUUUUAAUUUCAGAUUAUUUUGUUAUAAAUUCUAACACUGAAAAGAUGCUUAAUGAUUUAAAAAAUUUAAAUGAUGGUAAUUCUAAUAAGACUAAUUUUGAAAUGGAGGAGAUUAAGAAGUCUAUUGAUGAUAGAUGUAAGAAAUCUCAGAGUAAAAAGAAAAACCAGCCACUGGUUGAAAUAGCUAAGGGUUCUUUUGCCAAAGGUACGACAUCUCUAAGUGAUGAUAGGAAGGAUGAUGAAAACAAACCCAGAUUUAAUGAAUUAAAAGAUGAAUCAAUUGAUUCGAGCAAGGUUUUAACAGAGAAGAUAAAAUCUUUAAAUCUUGAAGAGGAUGUGAACACAUCUUCUACUGAGUUUCUAGUGCUUGGAUACCACAAGUUGCUAUUGGAAGACAUUGAUAGUUUAUUUGAUCGUAAAAUGAAGGUUUUUAUUGAAAAUAUCCUUGAAAAGUAUAUUAAAGAAUUUGCAAGUAAAAAGUUAGAAGGGUUUUUAAAUGAGUUAAAGGUACAAAUGUUGUGUGAAGUUAAAAGCCUUAAGAAUUGUAUUGUUCAACAGAAUGAUACUGUAAUUAUUAGGUUGUUAGGGAAUAAAAAGCUCACAGGUGUGGAGAUUGUUAGUGAGUUGUGUAUGAUGAACAAAUCUGAGUUUAUACAGGCAAUUUUGGCUUGUAAUAAACAAAAUGAGGUUUAUGAAAAGUUUGACAGUCAUAAUAGAGCAAAUUUACUUAAGAAAUUAAUUCAAUAUAUUCAUGUAAAGCAAUAUUAUGAUAUUUUAUCAGAUUGUGUAGAGAAAUUGCUUUUUGAUAUUAAUAUUAAUGAGAUAUUUAAUGAACACAUAGAACAUCUUUAUAAAUACAUUGAUGUUCUUGAGUCAUCUGAUAUGAUUAAAUCUCAGGAUAAUCCUGAUUUAGUUUAUUUACUGAUUUUUACAAAGAAAAGAUUAACUAAAAGAAUUCAACAAAUCUCAACAGUAAAGUUUGAAAAGAAUUGUGAAUAA